Beauveria bassiana ARSEF 2860 is the source of this 2619-nucleotide messenger RNA. Its product is annotated as 5-Methylcytosine G/T mismatch-specific DNA glycosylase, putative. The transcript has a single exon. Bases 1 to 2619 code for a protein of 872 amino acids. Gene Ontology annotation, molecular function: DNA binding. The record is from RefSeq and is a predicted model, not a curated record. Gene Ontology annotation, cellular component: nucleus. NCBI's taxonomy places the organism in Eukaryota, Fungi, Ascomycota, Sordariomycetes, Hypocreales, Cordycipitaceae.
AUGCCCACCGACGCCUCUGCUGACGACGACCGUCCUCACGAGAAGCAGCGACGGUCCAAGUCCGAGCGAAAACCCGACCGUGAACGAGAUCGAGAACGGGACAAGAACAAGGACAAGGACAAGGACAGAGAGCGCCGCCAUCGCUCCUCCAAGUCAUCCCGCAGCAAGGUCAGCGGUGAAGAGGCUGAUGCGGGCUCGCAAGUCUCCUCCGUUAGACGCCAUCGAAAACGAGAAAAGGAUCGAGACAGGGCUCGCGAUGAUGGCGACGACAGAUCUUCGCUACGUACAAAGUCUCUCAGUGACGUGAACGGGCGCGGUGCCCCUCCCUCACCCCAGACCGCAUCGCUCUUCGACGGCAAACGGGUUUCUCUACCGUAUCCCUCAUUUAGCAAGGCGCAUAGCAAGGAGGCGGUCAUAAGCAGAGAUAAUCUGUCGCCUUCCAGAGGUUCGCAUAUUCCAACACCAGAGCCGACCGAUGCGGUUGACGACGAUGGCCGACGCAAAUCCGACGACGUGAGCCGCAAGGGUUCAACGUCCAAGAAAUCAUCCAGACCGCCCACUCCUCCCGAAACAGACCUUUCUGCCGACAAACGCAAGUCGUUAGAAUCAAGAUUAAGCUCCAGCCAUAGCAAAGAUCGCGAGAGAACAAAAGACAAACCCACCGCCUCGGGCGUUUCUAGAUCGGCCUCGAGGAACGAAGAAGGGUCGCGAGUUAGUCGCCGUUCUGCCUCCUCCAGCCAAGCGACAUACAUCAAAUCUGCCAACCACAAAUCGCACGAAAAACUAAGAACCUCGGAAUCAAGAUUCUCGAGCUCAUCGUCCCGUCACUCACCACAUCGAUCGGGCUCAACACGAAGCGUCAGAAGGCCUGAAGGCCGCGAUGGCCACUCUUCGCCAUCUAGUGUACAGGAUUCGUCCCCAAGAACUCCUACACAGGCCCCUCAAUUCUCGACACCAUUUUACGACCAACAUGGCCCCGAGAGGCCAGACUCGUCUAUUCUCUCAAAGACCGCCACGCCUGCACCAGCUCCGCCACCCCCUCCACCGCCCCCACCUGCCAUGGAUCUCUACGAUGUCCCGCGUGUCGACUACCUCUUGCAGAAUGGCGGACUUCCCUGCCCUGUUCCGCGACACUUCCUGUCGGUGCUCCCCAUUCAAAACGGCGCGCGUGGCACAGCGCCGCCGCUGUCCGGAUCGGAUACCCUUUUUGCGCCCUUUUUCAACUUGCUCGACCAAUACAAUACGGUCAUUGAAAAGCAUGGCUCUAUCGCUGUUGCCACCGGACAUCGAUCCGUUGCGAGGCGACUGCUAGACCGCCUUGAGAACGUCUUCUCGCGUGACCUGCCACCACAUGGAUGCUCAUGCAUACUGUGCGAUCGCUCCAACGACAUGCAUCACGGGCUGACGUGGGGCGACGUACUGGAGUGGGUUAGCGGUCGUAUCGAAUUACCCGAGUGGCCUCCAUUUGAUCUCGCCGAAAUUGGAACCAGAGCUGCUGAGAUAUCAGCGGAGGAGCCCCGCCGGCCGUCUUCACCUAUCAAACUCGACCCAGAUAUUGCAGAAGAGUUUCGAGAGCACUAUCUCCGCCAAACCAAAAAGGUGAGAUCGGCUGUUGAUAAAUGGCUGAAUAGCACGCCAGAGACACCGAUCCCGCCGCCCCAAGAGGUCGACGACGAGACUCUUGCUUUUGCGAUUCUGACUAACUUGGACGAUCAUGAUCGCCCGUACUUCAACGCUCUACUGUCCGGAGCUCGUGAGCUUAAGCCUGCCACUAGGGCACCGACACCAAUGCUCCGCCAACGAAACGAUUUUGUGGUCAAGACUGGUCUUUCGCUCCAGCGCUUAUAUCGACUGCAGCAAGCCCCAAGAGAUGCUGAAAGUGUAACUUACCUUAUCAAGAAUCCGCAUACACACGAUUUGCUCGUCACCCUUUCCAACAUCAACAACUCGGAAUGGGAGAUACUCACAUCUGGCCGAUUUGAUGGGUUCUUGUGGUCCGGCGCUGACAUGGACGACCAAGUCAUGACACCGGGUCUCAGUUCCAGAUCGCAAACGCCCGCAAAUGGAUACUUUGGCAGCCGCAGCACGAUGAGUCCCGGGCCUCGCAGCUCCUCUGCUAUGAGCUCGCGUGGCCCAACACCAUUUUCACGAGGGGCUACUCCAGCCUCUUUCGUCAGCACCAGCUCAGUUGGACCGAGCAGCAGACUAGCAGUAUCCAACGAUGAAGAGACGGAGAUGGCUGCCAUUGCUGAAAUGGAGCGCGAAAUCUACCAGGGCAUGGAGAGCUUAGAAGACGCCUUUGAGAAGCUCCACCAUCGAGCCGAGGUGGUGCGUACAGCCCUACGACAGCGUGGCGCUGGCCUUAUGCAGAGCCUACAAAGUCGACGAAGGGUGGAUGUUCUGCCAGCACAAACUCCAACGCCUGGCGCUGGACAGGAACGAGCUUCGUGGGCACCAAGCAGCGAAGGAGAGGCGCCCAGCGACGACGACUGGUUCGAGGAGUAUGAUAUCAUGCCAGACGAUUCAGCAAGUAAUAUCAGCAGCUCACGACAUCGGCGACCCAAGAGGCGAACGGAGCGACGGACACCGGCGCCAAUUGAAGAGGACGAGGAGGAGUAG